This is a messenger RNA of Vanderwaltozyma polyspora DSM 70294, 2742 nucleotides long. RefSeq names its product chaperone ATPase HSP104 (gene HSP104). Gene Ontology annotation, biological process: cellular response to heat. NCBI's taxonomy places the organism in Eukaryota, Fungi, Ascomycota, Saccharomycetes, Saccharomycetales, Saccharomycetaceae. The transcript has a single exon. Gene Ontology annotation, molecular function: ATP binding; ATP hydrolysis activity. The record is from RefSeq and is a predicted model, not a curated record. The coding region runs from base 1 to 2742 and encodes 913 amino acids. Gene Ontology annotation, cellular component: cytosol; cytoplasm.
AUGAAUGACGAAACUCAAUUCACAGAAAGAGCUUUGAAUAUUUUAACAAUUGCUCAAAAACUAGCCCAAGAUCAUCAACAUCCACAAUUACAACCAAUUCAUAUAUUAGCUGCUUUCAUUGAAACUCAGCCAGAUGGUUCAAUUCCAUAUUUACAAAAUUUAAUUGAAAAAGCUCGUUACGAUUAUGGUGCUUUCACUAAAAUUGUAAAUAAAUCUUUGGUGCGUAUACCACAACAACACCCUGCUCCACAACAAAUAACACCAAGUUAUGCACUAGGUCAAGUUUUACAAGAUGCUGCUAAAAUACAAAAACAACAAAAGGAUUCCUUCAUUGCUCAAGAUCAUUUACUAUUUGCAUUAUUUAACGAUUCCUCAAUUAAAACCAUAUUUAAAGAAGCUCAAAUUGACCUCGAAGCUAUUAAGCAACAGGCUUUGGAAUUAAGAGGUAAUCAAAGAAUUGAUUCCCGUGGUGCAGACACUUCUACUCCACUGGAAUAUCUAACAAAAUAUGCAAUUGAUAUGACUGAAGAAGCUAGAGCAGGUAAAUUAGACCCUGUUAUCGGCAGAGAAGAAGAAAUUAGAAGUUGUAUUAGAGUAUUGGCAAGGAGAAUUAAAUCUAAUCCCUGCUUAAUUGGUGAACCUGGUAUUGGUAAAACUGCUAUUAUAGAAGGUGUCGCUCAAAGAAUUAUCGAUGACGAUGUCCCAAGAAUUUUACAAGGUUCUAAAUUAUUCAGUUUGGAUUUAGCUGCCUUAACUGCCGGUGCAAAAUAUAAAGGUGAUUUUGAAGAAAGAUUGAAAGGUGUUUUAAAAGAAAUUGAGGAUUCAAAGACGUUAAUCGUAUUAUUUAUCGAUGAAAUUCAUAUGUUGAUGGGUAACGGUAAAGAUGACGCCGCUAAUAUUUUGAAGCCAGCUUUGUCAAGAGGUGGUUUAAAAGUCAUUGGUGCUACUACAAACAACGAAUAUAGAUCCAUUGUUGAAAAAGAUGGUGCAUUUGAAAGAAGAUUCCAAAAGAUAGAUGUUUGCGAACCAACCGUUAGACAAACAGUUGCAAUUCUAAGAGGUUUACAACAAAAGUAUGAAAUUCAUCACGGUGUUAGAAUCCUAGAUAGUGCAUUGGUUACUGCCGCACAAUUAGCAAAGAGAUAUCUGCCAUACAGAAGAUUACCAGAUUCUGCAUUAGAUUUAGUCGAUAUCUCUUGUGCCGGUGUUGCAGUUGCUAGAGACUCGAAACCUGAGGAAUUAGAUUCUAAAGAACGUCAAUUACAAUUGCUACAAGUUGAAAUACAAGCCUUGGAAAGAGACAAGGAUGCUGAUGCCUCUACAAAGGAUAGAUUGAAGCAAGCUAAAAAGAGAGAAGCUUCAUUGAUUGAAGAAUUAGAACCAUUGAGACAACGUUAUGAAGAGGAAAGAAAGGGUCAUGAAGAAUUGACACAAGCAAAGAAGAAAUUAGAAGAAUUAGAAACUAAAGCAUUGGAUGCGGAACGUAGAAACGAUACUGCAACCGUUGCUGAUUUAAGAUACUUUGCUAUUCCAGAUAUUUUGAAGCAUAUUGAAGAAUUGGAACAACAAGUAGCUGAAGAACAAAAGAGAGCCGGUUCCGAUUCUAUGGUUCAAAACGUUGUUGAUACUGAUACUGUUGCCGAAACUGCUGCAAGGUUGACUGGUAUUCCAGUUAAGAAGUUGACUGAAUCAGAAAAUGAAAAAUUGAUUCAUAUGGAAAGGGACUUAUCUCAAGAAGUAGUUGGUCAAAUGGAAGCUGUUAAGGCGGUUUCCAAUGCUGUAAGGUUGAGCAGAUCAGGUCUAGCUAAUCCAAGACAACCUGCAUCAUUUUUGUUCCUUGGUUUAUCAGGUUCUGGUAAGACUGAGUUGGCAAAGAAGAUUGCAGGAUUUUUGUUCAAUGAUGAAGAUAUGAUCAUUAGAGUUGAUUGUUCAGAAUUAAGUGAAAAGCACUCAGUUUCCAAGUUAUUAGGUACCACCGCUGGUUAUGUCGGUUUUGAAGAAGGUGGGUUCUUAACAAACCAAUUGAAAUAUAAACCAUAUUCUGUUGUUUUGUUUGACGAAGUUGAAAAGGCUCACCCUGAUGUUUUAACAGUCAUGUUACAAAUGUUAGAUGAUGGUAGAAUCACCAGUGGUCAAGGUAAGACCAUUGACUGCUCCAAUACUAUUAUUAUUAUGACAUCUAAUUUAGGUGCACAAUACUUACAACAACAACCUGGAUCUAAAGUACAAGAAGCUACGAAAGGUUUGGUAUUAGCGGCAGUCAAGCAACAUUUCAGACCAGAAUUUUUGAACAGAAUUUCAGGUAUAGUAGUCUUUAAUAAGUUAUCAAGGAAGGCUAUCCAUAAGAUUGUUGACAUUCGUCUAAAAGAAAUUGAACAAAGAUUUGAAGCCAAUGAUAAGCAUUAUAAAUUGAAUGUUAGCGAAGAAGCUAAAGAAUAUUUAACAAAGUAUGGUUAUUCUGAUGAUAUGGGUGCACGUCCAUUAAAUAGAUUAAUUCAGAAUGAAAUUUUGAACAGGAUGGCAAUUAGAAUUUUAAGAAAUGAAAUUAAAGACAAAGAAGAAGUUAGAGUUGUACUAAAGAGUCGUAAAAAUAAAGCCAAUAGCGACGAAGAUGAAGCACAAGAAUACCUAGAAGUAUUGCCUAACCAUGAAGCAACAAUUGUCGAUGGUCAAGAUAAUAUGGAUAUUGAUUUCGAUGAAGAUGAAGAUGAAGAUUUACUGGGUCCAACUGAACUUGAUUAG